This is a messenger RNA of Prosopis cineraria, 1995 nucleotides long. RefSeq lists its product as uncharacterized. The transcript is spliced from 4 exons. Gene Ontology annotation, cellular component: membrane; mitochondrial inner membrane peptidase complex. Gene Ontology annotation, molecular function: serine-type endopeptidase activity. Lineage: Eukaryota; Viridiplantae; Streptophyta; Magnoliopsida; Fabales; Fabaceae. The record is from RefSeq and is a predicted model, not a curated record. Bases 332 to 745 code for a protein of 137 amino acids.
AGAGCUCAACUCAUCUCUCAAACUCUGUUCGAACCCAGAUCGCUGCCGCCACAUUCUUCUGCACGGCACCGUCAUCCUCAGCCACUCUUCACGACGUAGUCGCUCUCUCCUCUUCUCGUCCGAGUCAUCGCCUCUCGUUCUCACCUUCGUCUUCUUCACGCCUGAGCCUGGCGUCUGGUCUGGCAGCAGAGAACUGAAAGGCAUUAACAAAUCCCUCACCCACUAGGUAGAGUGGGCCCUCUACCCGUGGCCCUGUGCUUCCGACACUGGCGUAAGCCCCAAGUUUGCGUGGUCUGUUGUUGUUGAUGGCGAACAAACAAAGCUAGCAGUAAUGUUUUGGAGAAAUUUGAAGCAAUUUGGACUCUCUGCCAGAGAACUACGGGAUAUGGCAUUCUCUCUUGUCAAAUUAUCCUGUUGUCUUCAUGUCACCGCCACCUAUCUCGUGGAUCCUAUUCAGAUCUAUAGUCCUAGCAUGCUUCCGGUAAUGGGUCCGAUGCCUACCAUUAUAUUGACCGAAAGGAACUCCCCCCAUUUUGGUAAAGUUAAGCGCGGGGAUAUUGUUAUUGUGUGGUCACCUGAAAACCCUCGAAAGUUGAUGUGCAAGCGCUUGCUUGGAUUGGAGGGUGAUGCUGUCACAUUUCUUGUAGAUCCUAAUAAUAGUGAUAAAUGCGAGACUGUAAUGGUUCCCAAGGGACACGUUUGGGUUCAGGGAGAUAACAUAUAUAACUCCAGGGAUUCAAGAUAGUUUGGUCCUGUUCCUUUAGAUCUUCUUCAUGCCAAGGUCUUCUGGAGGUUAUCGCCGCCUGGACCCUUAGGCAAAAACUGAUCCAAGAUUUCAGCUUUGUGAAGCUCAAUUCCUUAGCAGUAUUAUCACCAAGGUAUGUAAAACUGGACCGGUCAUUGAACCGAUCAUGACACUUGUUCACGGGCUAGUGGUUCAAUUAGGGUUGAACUGGGGGGUGGCAAACCGGUCAUGAUUAAAAUAAUAUAAUUUAAAUAAAAAGACAUUAAUUAUAAAAACAUUCAACCAAAUUCAACUACUCAAAAGUCUAACAGUAAUAAAAUACAACACUUUAAAUAUCUAUUAUUACAAUUACAACUCUUCAAUCUCAAAAGUCUAGAGAAGAGAUGGAGAUAGAGCUGGAGAAGAGAUGGAGAUUGAGCUGGAAAAGAGACGGAGAGUCAGAGACUAAAUUGGAGAAAAGAUGGAGAUAGCAGAGAUAGAGAUAGAGAUGGAGAAGAGAUGGAGAUAGAGCUAGAGCCUGGAGAAGAGACGAAGACUAAACUAGAGAAGAGACGCUGAUUAGGUUAGGGCAAGAAAGGAGAGAUACAGAUGAAAAGCCGAACUAAAUGCUGUCUGAAAAUUUAGAUUGGACUUAGCGUGCUCUACUUUUAAUUUUUCAUUUUUUGACUUUAGUUUCACUUUUUUUUUGUUAUCUUAUUUCUGAACUCAGCACUCUGAAAAAUAAAAAAUGAAAAAAAAAUCUCUUAAAAAAACCGAGUUAUACCGGGUUGAACCUGGGUUGAUCGGUUUACACUGGUUCAUCCCCUCACCAGUUUAGGAGUAAACUCAGAUCGGACAAGGGAUCUGGUCACUGAUUUUCGGGUUGACCCGGCCGGUUCGGUCCAGAUUUUAAUACCAUGAUUAUCACUUUUUUUAUUCAAUUCCUAAAUGUGUAUACUCGCCCAAGUUUCAUUUUAACGUACGAGGUGCCAUUUCUCCCUACUUGGAGUUAUAAAACUCGUGGUUCCCAGAAGAUGAAAAUCUGGGAGGUGAGACAUAGUUGAUUGUUAAUUAGUAGCAUCAACUGAGGAGUGUUGCCUUUUCAGUAACUGUAUUUUCCGUGGUUGAACACAUUCUUUUAUAUGUAUGCCAUGAUUAGCCUAAAAAGUCUGGUGGAAGACCAUUUGAUGUCCUGUUACUAUUAGAUUGUUGUCCCGUUGAAGAAGGUCAUUGGAAAUGAGGAGGGCCGGGCACGGCUUUAAUUUUAUCAA